Molecule: messenger RNA, 954 nt
Organism: Fonsecaea nubica
Lineage: Eukaryota; Fungi; Ascomycota; Eurotiomycetes; Chaetothyriales; Herpotrichiellaceae
Exons: 2
Coding region: 1-954 (317 amino acids)
Source: RefSeq, a predicted model, not a curated record
AUGGCUUCAAGCAGACUCUCUCAAAUUGACAUUCCGGAAUCGUAUGCACAAUUGCCCCUCACUCAGGUUCUGGUGUCGCAUUAUCCCGAAUCAUCCCCGACCGCGACGCCAGUCAUUGUUGUCACCUUGAACCGGCCACAAAGGCUCAAUGCAUACACGCCGACCAUGGCGAUUGAGUUGGAAAGAGUCUUCGGGCUCUUGGACCGCGACGAACGGGUCAAAGUAGUCGUUCUGGCUGGGGCAGGAAAGAGCUUCUGUGCGGGAGUCGACCUCGAAGGGGGCCUCUCGGGCGGCGCAGAGGAAGAGAAGACUCGUGACGCCGACUACAGAGACGGAGGGGGGCGGAUAUCACUAGCCAUUCACCGCUGCUCGAAGCCUACCAUCGCAGCGAUCCAUGGCGCUGCAGUCGGGGUCGGCAUAACCAUGUGCUUGCCCGCAUGCGUUCGGAUUGCGUACUCCAAGGCCAAAAUCGGGUUUGUCUUCGCUCGGCGGGGCCUCGUCCUGGAAGCUUGCUCGUCUUAUUACCUCCCGCGACUGAUCGGAUUCUCCAAGGCGCUUUACCUGACCACCACGGGCUUGGUCUACCCUGCGGACAGUCCUUAUUUCGGCGCACUCAUGUCUGAACUGGUCUCGACACCGGAGCAGGUCCUUCCGAGAGCUCUGGAACUGGCUGACGAGGUUGCCAAAAAUACAUCACUUGUCUCCACCAAAUUGAUGAGAGAAAUGAUGUAUAGGGGCCCCGAUAGUCCAGAGGGCGCGCACUUGUUGGAUUCCAAGAUUACUCACGCAUUGGCUACCAGCAAAGACUUCAAUGAGGGUGUCCGGAGCUUUCUCGAGAAGCGGCCACCCCAUUUCACAGCGGACGUCCUUCACGAUGCACCCAAUGUCUAUCCAUGGUGGCCUCAGAUCGACACCAGCCCUGGAGCUUCGGGGAGAAAUAAGUCGAAGUUGUGA